This is a messenger RNA of Adineta steineri, 1209 nucleotides long. The record is from the annotation of a GenBank genome assembly. Lineage: Eukaryota; Metazoa; Rotifera; Eurotatoria; Adinetida; Adinetidae.
AUGUCUUCAACAGCCAACAAUAACAACGUGCAUGGCAUAGUAGCACCUGCUUGGGAGAAUGUACGUGCGGUUUUCGAACAAAAUAUAAUCGAUGAACUGGAUCUUGGUGCCAGUUUGUGUGUAUAUCAUCGAGGACAAUGUGUCGUGGACUUGAGUGGUGGUUGGAAAGAUGUUGAGAAGACGAAACCUUAUACACCAGAAACGCUGCAGAUCGUUUACUCAACAUCGAAAGGAGUGAUUGCGGCAGCUGUAGCUUUGUGCGUUGACAAAGGAUGGCUCGAUUACGAUGCACCAGUGGCGAAGUAUUGGCCAGAGUUCGCUGCUGAGGGAAAAGAAAACAUCACUGUGGGUGAAGUACUCUCUCAUCGAGCUGGCCUACCCUAUGUCGAUCAACAACUGACAGCAGAUGAUGUAUAUAAUUGGUCUCACAUCACUGCUUUGUUAGCUGCUGAAAAACCUCAUUGGAUACCUGGAUCAGCUCAUGGCUAUCAUGCUCAUACGCUUGGAUUUUUGGCCGGCGAACUGGUUCAUCGAGUCGAUCCGAAGAAGCGUUCGUAUGACCAAUUUGUUCGUGAUGAAUUGGAAGACGGUUUCUAUGUUGGUGUAUCUGAUGACAAGAUAGAAGCACGCGUUGCUCCUCUCAUCAGAAAACAGGUCAAUACUAAUACGGCUGCUACACCACCGAUGCCUCUAGAAGCUGAAAAAGCCUUAACAUUCAGUGGUGCUUUCCCUCUCAAUCAACCUGAUGGUAAAAUUCUUUUUAACUCGCCUCGUCUACAUCGAGCUGAAAUGCCAGCUACCAAUGGUAUUACCAAUGCUCGUUCGUUGGCUCGCAUUUAUGCAUUGCUCAUCGGAGAUAUUGACGAAAAUGGAUCAAAAAAGAAGCGUCUUGUGCAUGAAGAAACAUUGGCACGAGCAGCCAUCAACAUGACACCUAUAGAUGAGCCUGAUCAGAACUCGUACGGAUUGAAAACAACGUUUGCCAAGGGUGGUUUUCAAAUAUAUGGGAAGUAUUUCAAUGCAUUGGGUGAAGGCAUCUUCGGUCAUACAGGUAGGGGUGGCAGUUGUGUUUUCGCCUAUCCUCCACAUGAAUUGGCCUAUGCACAUGUAUGCAAUCAACUUGAUACAACUGCAUUUGCUAUUGAUCGGCGUACUCUUCGUCUUCUUGAAGCGAUCAAAGAUGUCAUUAUUCACUUGAACGCGUCAUAG